Asparagus officinalis (garden asparagus) is the source of this 2438-nucleotide messenger RNA. RefSeq lists its product as uncharacterized. Lineage: Eukaryota; Viridiplantae; Streptophyta; Magnoliopsida; Asparagales; Asparagaceae. The record is from RefSeq and is a predicted model, not a curated record.
CUUCUCUCUGUUUUCUCUCCUCUCUCAUUCCUUUCUGCUGCUGAAAUAUUUGACCGUUGCCUCUCUCUGUUUCUCUCUCCGAUACAACUGAGUUUCUUGAUGGUGGUUAAAUUAUGAAGAAUUUGAGGUUUAUAACAGUGUUCUUCUUCAAGUUCCAGUGAUGAAGCCAAGGAAACCAAACAGGUUUCUUAUAGCACUCUAUAAUAUUCUAUGAGUCUGAUAGAAGAUCAACAUCAAUUCUCUUCUAAUUCUGGAUUUGACUCAAGUCUGAAGUUCUCAUAGAGAAAAGUUAAAAAGAUAUGGGGGGAUGUUCUGCUUCCAAAUUAGACAAAGAAGAGGUUGUUCAGCUCUGCAAAGAUCGAAGAAACUUCAUCAAACAAGCCGUUGAUCAUAGAACUCGCUUUGCCUCUGGCCACAUUGCAUAUCUUCAGUCUCUAAAGAGAGUCUCCGUCGCUCUUCACAACUUUGUUGAUGGACAAGAGCAUCAUGAUUUCCUCUUGGAUUCAUACAAUACUCCCCCUUUUAGCACACCUGUAAAGAGAUUAAGCCCACAGAUCAUCAGUGUUCCUCUUAAAUCCUUCACGCCAACACCACCAAAGCAAUCGGCAAAGAGCACUGUCCAUGUGAUGAAGUACUUGAGAUCGAAUGCAAAUCCAUCGGUUUCAGUUGAAGAGAGGCCUCAACCAGCACAAACCGUAAGGAUUGAUUCAUAUUACCCUCCAAAUCCAUAUAAUAUCGAUGGUUUCUUUGCUAUGGAAAGUUCUCAAGUGAGCCCAUCAUUCUAUCCUUCGCCUUAUCACAGACCAAAUUACCCUCCGCCAUCACCUCAAAAUUCACAGUGGGAUUUAUUUUGGAACCCCUUCUCUUCAAUGGAUACUUAUGGAUACCCCUCUCGGUUAACCAUUGAAGAUGAGAUGGCUAGGCUAAGGCAAGUAAGAGAAGAAGAAGGGAUUCCGGAUUUAGAAGAGGAUGAUGGAGAAGAGGAAGGACACAUAGUAGGUGAAGAGGAGGAGGAGGAAGAAGAAGACACAGAAGAAGAAUUUAUAGAGGUCAAUUUGAAUGAUAAGGCAUCUAAUAAGAUUGAUCCUCAUCCCUCGACCGGGAAUGCUCCUAAUGAAAAUGUUCCUAGAGCUAACGAUAUACAUGAGAUUAAAGGAUUGCAGUCCCGGGGGUUAGGGAGUAUUGAAGUGGCAAAAGAACAAAAUGCCGUAGAGCUUGAGGUCACUAGAAGCAAGCAAGAGGUUAUGAGGAAUAGAGAGCCGGCAGAAGAAACUCCUGGAUUUACUGUAUAUGUAAACCGAAGACAUUCAAGUAUGAGAGAGGUCAUGAAGGAAAUCAACGAGCAGUUUGUAAGGAUUUGUGAUUGUGCUCAGGAGGUUUCUACGAUGUUAGAGGCAAGCAGAGCUCAGUACUCUUCGACAUCAAGUGAAAUCUCAGCUAGCCGAAUGUUGAACCCAGUCACUUUAUUCCACUCAGCAUCAUCACGAUCGACAUCUUCCAGGUCCUUUCUUGCUUCAUCCAGUUCAAGAGAUGAUUCCUAUGAAAGCAGUAGCGAUUACUCUGAAGAAUCCAGUAUGGAAUCAGGAAGUCACCAGUCUACGCUAGAUAGAUUAUAUGCAUGGGAAAAGAAAUUAUACCAGGAAGUGAAGUCUGGAGAACGCAUAAGAAUGGCAUAUGAGAAGAAAUGCAAACAACUAAGGAAUCAGGAUGUCACCGGAGAAGAGCCUUCAUCAGUUCAUAAAACAAGAGCUGCUGCAAGAGAUCUCUAUACAAAGCUCAAAGUUUCUGUGCAAACAGUUGAAUCCAUAUCAAAGAGGAUUGAUGCUCUGAGAGAUGAAGAGUUGCAUCCACAACUCAGGGAGUUGAUACAAGGGUUAGCAAGGAUGUGGAGAACAAUGGCGGACUGCCACCAGAUUCAAAAGCGCGCAAUCGACGAAGCCAAGGUCCUCCAUUAUGCUCGCACGUCACCCACCGCCACGAAACAAUCCGAAACUUCCCCACCGAAACCUCCCCGAAUCUGCCACGACCUCGAAUCGGAGCUUCGCCGGCUGCGCUCCUCCUUCGCCUCCUGGAUCUCCUCCCAGCGCUCCUACGCCCAAACCCUCGCCUCCUGGGCCCACCUCUGCGCGGCCGCCAUCAAAGACACCGGCAUUGCCUCCCGGGCCCCCGUGUUCGACCUCUGCGGCCGUUGGCCCAACAUGUGGACGCCGUCAGCGAGGCUCAGGCGAUCGACGGGCUCGCAUUUCUUCGCUGCCGGGAAUCGGAUCCGUGUAUCGAGUUGGAGAAGAGAAGGACGAGGAUGCGACGCCAAAGAUGACGGAGGAUAAGACGGCGGAGUUGGCGGGAAUGGGGUUCUGUGUGCGGGGAUGUCGGUGGCCGUCGGGAGUUUGACGGAGUUCGCCGUUAAGUUGGCGGAGGGGUAUGAGGGUUUGGGGGGU